AGAAAGCAAAGUACAAAGACAACCUUUUUGACUGCUGUAUCUAGCUGCCGUGUAAUGUCUCUCCUAACACUUGAGCGGAGUUCACCCUCUCCUCAUGAAUCGGAACAGGAAAAUGAAGACCUUCUCUCUACGUCCAGCUAUGAGGGAUUUGUUGCUAGGGACCACUACGCACUCUGCCUCACUCCUAGACCAAUAGCAUCUCUAGGCCCGGGACGUCGUGGUGAUCACAUGCGUAUCUUCUCUCACCUCAAGAAGCUGGUCAAACUACUGCGGCCUGCCGACAAGCUCAAACUGGCUGUGGAGUUAGAGAACACCUUACCUCGUAAGGUAACCAAGUACAUUGUCGUCAUCAUUACCCAUGGCAACCAGGAGACUGACGAGACCAUUGUGUUGGGUACAGAGCAAGACAAUUCAAACAUUCGUAUUGGGCUGGUCCUGCCUCUAUGGAGAGACACACAGAUCAAACUUGAUGGAGAUGGAGGGUUCAGUGUACACACUGGUGACAGACAGCACGUCUUCAAGCCACUCUCCGUACAGAGCAUGUGGACUGCCCUGCAGACGCUGUACAAGUGCACUGAGCACGCCCGACUGAACAACUACUAUGUGGGGGGCCUAUCCCACGCCUGGAUGAGGCACUACAGCUCCAGACUCACCACGGACGGUUCCAUCCUCAACGAGUGGAACCUCAGUGAGGACGUGGAAUCCUUCAGACCUUAUUCAUCCAUCUACAGCUCGGACGCCAGUGCACUCACUGAGGAGAAUAAAGCAUUUGAGAAGGUCCUCUCACACAAGCUGCGUCAGAUCAUGUUGGAGCAAGACCUCGAAGAGAUCACCUCCAAGCAACUCAGGCUCCUGCUACAGAAAGAGAUGAAUAUGGAGCUCAAGAAAUACAGAGAGUUUCUUGACAGAGAAAUGCUGCGAAUCUUGGGACAAAUGGAACACCCCUCCAAGAUACACGACUACCUCUACCUGGGAUCGGAAUGGAAUGCAUCCAACCUGUCAGAGCUGAAGGAGAUAGGAGUGAAGUACAUACUCAACAUCACCAAGGAGAUAGACAACUUCUACCCUGAGGAGUUCAAGUACCUCAACAUUCGUCUGUACGAUGUCCCAGGAAGUGAGCUUAUGAAACAUUGGGACAAGACCUUUCGGUUCAUCAAAGAAGCAAAGUUGUCUGGCAAGAAGGUGUUAGUCCACUGUAAGAUGGGCAUCAGUAGAUCAGCUGCCACAGUGAUAGCGUACACUAUGAAAGAGUACACUAUGUCACUGGAGGAUGCAGUGGAGCAUGUCAAGGGGAAGCGCUCUAUUGUGAACCCCAACGAUGGAUUCAUGCACCAGCUCCAUGACUACCAGGGGAUACUCCGGGCCAGGCACAACGAGCUGUGGGGUAAGAAAGCUCCCAGUCGACUCCACCCUCUCCAAAGAAGCCGGAAAUGCUUCCACUCUGAGCCCUCCCUCGUAGAUUGCGGUACGGAAUCAUCGGUUGAACCAGAACUAUCAUUCCUACCGGAAGAAGACCUCCCUUUGAUGUCACAUGACCCCCUACACUCGUCUCUCUCGCUGUUUCCACUAGACCCCUCCCUACCAGUCGACAAACACGAACACAUUCGCAACUUUCUGGCCUCUCUACCCCCUGUGGUGAUAGAUGAUGACCAAGGCAUAGGGGACAUUCCCUACACCUCCGAGAGUGGCUCUGGCUACUCCACCCCUAAUCUCUCCCCAACCGACAAUGAUCAUUUCGAUAUCAGAGUGCAAAAACUUCUCUCUCGAAAGGGAAGAUCCGAUUCAGUGGGUUCCAAUACACAUACCAGUGCCGAGGCCGAAAGAGAGGCAGCAAAAGACAAAGAGAUAAAAUCUGAAGGCGAAGUGACAUGUAACACACACACAGAGGCCUCGCCCACAUCAGAACACGGGGUCAUUGAGGAGAGACUUUCUGAUGCCGAAAUAAAACAACCAGUUGUUAACCAGAUCCCGUUCACGAUUAAGACCAUUGGCCGUGAUUCCGUCAGUGUCCCCGGCUCCGUUGAACCCUCUUCCCUCUCUCCGAAUCCCUCAAGCAACAUAUCGGUAGGCAGCCAGUCCCCGCAAAUGGAGGAGGUGGACUUUGAAAAUCCCACACUAUUCAGACUGGGCAGUCCAGAGCCUGAGAUGGGCAGCGAGACUACUCCAGAAGCAGCUGGCACCAUACAAAGCACUCAGAUACAGAGUGUCCCUGAGAGGGUGAAGGAGAUUGAAAAACUGAGUUCAUUGACUGACCUCAGCCCUGGAGUUAAAACGGAGGCAACAAAUGUUGUCAUGCCGUUGAUAAUCAGCAGAGAUUCGUCUGUAUAUUCUCAACUUUCGGCAUGUGAUCAAGAGCUCGUCCAAUUGGAAGUGGCAGAGCCCUCCCCCCCACACCACAUCACAACACGCCAUGAAUCUCUCAGUCCUAGCCCACCUACCAGGAGACUUACAGAGCAUGUGCGACACUCGAGUCUUGUCAACCUCCCCAGUAGCAAUAAACCGUCAGUCAAGUGUGACUCGGAGGAUGUGCUUGGAUCCUCUCUUCGUGGAGCAGUGAGAGCUCGUAUCCUCGACAUUGAAGAGAAGAAAGGACAAGACGUCGAACUGCGUAAAAGUUCCAUUUCAGAUGCCUCUGCAAGAUCCUCGUCCCCCACUGGACUUAAAUCCGAGCAGUUGCCACGGCGACCUGCCAGUGUUGCCGUUGACGACCCCUCGGGCAAGCCAUGUAUGUCACAUGACAUCCAAAACCACGCCCACCAGUAUCGUCGUCGUGAGAGCACACCCCCUGCUGUAUUCUCUGCUUGGAGUACGUGGAUAUCUCACCAAGAUCUGCCCCCGCCUCCCGUACAGGACUUGAAACGAAAAUUUGAAGACUCUUAUUCUGAAGGCAGCAAGCCUAAAAUAGGUGGAGUUUUAAGGCGGAGUCAGUCACUACGUAAUGUAGACCCCCCACGAAGAAUAUCCCGUGGACCGAGGACCUCCUCUCCAGAGCAAAGCAGACGCCAUGGGAACUAACUCUCAAAACAUGAACUAGCUAUUUUGUCAAUCAUUUUUGUUUUUUCAUUGUAUGUGUUGCAUUAUAUUAUUUAUGUUAUUGAGUGUUGCUUAAUAAUAAUUAUUAUUGUUAUUAUUUUAAUUACUUAUUAUAUUAUUGUCAAAUGAUUCGUGUGUAAUUAUAACCACUCUUGAUAUUGACAUAAUUAUUCAAUUCAGAG
Molecule: messenger RNA, 3215 nt
Organism: Halichondria panicea
Lineage: Eukaryota; Metazoa; Porifera; Demospongiae; Suberitida; Halichondriidae
Exons: 14
Coding region: 55-3015 (986 amino acids)
Biological process (GO): protein dephosphorylation; actin cytoskeleton organization; negative regulation of actin filament polymerization
Cellular component (GO): cytoplasm
Molecular function (GO): actin binding; protein tyrosine/serine/threonine phosphatase activity
Source: RefSeq, a predicted model, not a curated record